Molecule: messenger RNA, 1344 nt
Organism: Ricinus communis (castor bean)
Lineage: Eukaryota; Viridiplantae; Streptophyta; Magnoliopsida; Malpighiales; Euphorbiaceae
Exons: 13
Coding region: 112-1056 (314 amino acids)
Source: RefSeq, a predicted model, not a curated record
ACUUGUAUCUCCCGCACUGCCUCUGUUCAACUUUAAUCCUCCCCUAAAAACGGAGUUGAAGUCCUCUCUGUUAGGGUUCCUGUGAUCCAGACUCACCUGCUUAGCUUAGCCAUGGCGAUGGCGACGCAAACCGGAAUUGGCCUUUCCAAGAUCCUCAUCCUGGCCGGUGCAGGAUACACUGGUACUGUAAUGUUUAAAAAUGGCAAAUUAUCUGAUUUGAUCGGUGAACUUCAGUCUCUAGUAAAGGGAUUGGAAAGAUCUGGGGAAAAUUCUGAUGGUGAUUCUGAUUACACUGAUGCCAUUGCCCAACAAGUAAAGCGGUUGGCAAUGGAGGUUCGGCAACUUGCCUCAGCACGGCAAAUAACUGUUUUAAAUGGGAAUUCUGGUCAAAUGGGUAAUUUAACUGGUCUCAUAGUUCCAGCUGCUGCAGUUGGGGCAUUGGGUUACGGAUAUAUGUGGUGGAAGGGUCUCAAGUUGUCAGAUCUCAUGUAUGUAACCAAGCGCAGUAUGGCAAAUGCUGUUACAAACUUGACAAAACAUUUGGAGCAAGUUUCUGAGGCUCUGUCUGCUGCAAAGGUGCAUUUGACACAACGAAUACAGCUUGUAGAUGAUAAAAUGGAAACCCAAAAGGAGAUCUCAAAGGCAAUUCAAAAUGAUGUUAAUGCUGCUUCUGAAAAUUUAUCACAAAUUGGCUCAGAGUUGUGGCAGUUGCAGUGUUUAGUUUCUGGCUUGGAUGGGAAGAUAUGUUCAUUGGAGGAGAAACAGGAUCUUGCAAAUAUGGGCGUGCUGUAUUUGUGCAAUUUUGUUGGCGGCAAAAAAGUGAAAAUGCCUAAAGCUCUCGAGGAUCAACUUAAACCUUCUGGGAGAACUCGUUCUGAGCUUCCAAGUGGAAUGCAGGGUCUUAAGGAUAUUGCGGAUGGUUUGUUUCGAACGAUGAGUGAGCCAGCAACUGAUCUCCUGCUGCAAGAUGGAAUUGAUAAGUUGGACGAUCAACCACAGACACCACAUAGCAACCAACCAAGACCCUUGCUUAGGUUUAGUUCAGUCAAGUGUUGAUGCAACAUUCCGAUAGAUGGUUUAUGGAUCCUCAUCUUUGCAACAUGCUCGUUGAGUAAUUUGUACUUUUACAAAUAAGGGAAGUCUCGAGCAAUCGAAAAGGUUGAUGCUCAAUUUCAUAUUAUGGUUCUUGUAUACAUGAUGUUUCAUAGUGUUUUAUUUAGUUCUUAAGUUUAAAGAACGCAUCUAUUCGAUUGUGUCAUGGCUGGCCAGGUUGUAGAUAUGAAAAUAUAAUAUUCCAGUUGGACCAAAUUUUUCCAUAAAAAAAUUGGAUGAGAAACUUCAGAA